CUGCAAAUUCUUCAAUAAUCCCCUCCGUAUAUACUCCGUGAAUUCUUCUAAUACGAGUACAUUAGGUUGACAAAAUGGAGCAGCAAGUGGGCAACACUUCUUUCAUCAAAACUCUUUUCAAUGCCCUCAAUUCCAUUUUAGGAAUUGGAAUGUUGUCAAUCCCUUAUGCUAUUGCCUGUGGAGGCUGGUUAAGUUUAUUAUUUUUUCUGAUCAUUUCUAUGGGAGCAUGCUAUGCGGGCUUGCUCACUCAGCGCUGCAUGCAAUUAAACCCCACAGUUAAAAGUUUUCCAGAUCUUGGAAAACAGGCUUAUGGGAAUCUAGGGGAAACAAUAAUCUCGGCCAUCCUCUGUGUGGAUCUUUAUCUGGUUUUAACAGAUUUUCUCAUCUUGGAAGGGGAUAACCUAUACAGCCUCUUCCCCAACAUGAAGAUUGUGUUAUUUGGCUUGUCAAUAAGUGGAAAAACAUGUUUUGUCAUAAUCAUCGCUCUCGUUCUCCUUCCCACUGUUUGGAUUGAAGAUUUACGCCUUCUCGCAUACAUCUCUACUCUUGGGGUUAUGUCAUCUUUAGCAUUGCUUAUUUGUGUGUUCUGUGUUGCGGUGUUUGAUGAUGUGGGCUUUCACCAUAAGGGCGAAGUUAUAAGUUGGAGAGGGUUUCCAAUGGCUCUCAGCUUAUACAUGUUCUGCUUUAGUGCAAAUCAUGUUUUCCCCUCCUUAUACAAUUCCAUGCGAAGUAAGCAUCACUUUUUCAAGGUACUCCUCAUGGCCUUUGGGAUUGCAACAUUUAUCUACGCAGCAAUGGGAAUCUUAGGUGGCAUCCACAGUCGAGAGCUGGCUUUCUCGUAGAUACCAACAAAAGAGAUCAGUCAAUAUUUCAUUGCGAUCCCUUUUAGUUGUUUCGCAGGUCAUCGUGGGUCUUUCGAUCCCAUUUUUUGGUUCCCUCACGUCCCUUGUUGGAGCCCUAUGUAGUGGAACAGCUUCUAUCACAAUUCCGUUUUUAUGCUACUUGAAAAUCUCGAAAAUUCGUUGGAAUUCCAUUGAAGGAGUUGCACGUGUUCUACUUGCUGCAUUUAGCAUAUUGCUAAUUGUGAUUGGCACCUAUACUUCCUUAGAGAGUAUAGUAAAGAAUAUGGAUUAUU
This is a messenger RNA of Cuscuta campestris, 1135 nucleotides long. The record is from the annotation of a GenBank genome assembly. NCBI's taxonomy places the organism in Eukaryota, Viridiplantae, Streptophyta, Magnoliopsida, Solanales, Convolvulaceae.